Messenger RNA from Porites evermanni, 12414 nucleotides. NCBI's taxonomy places the organism in Eukaryota, Metazoa, Cnidaria, Anthozoa, Scleractinia, Poritidae. The record is from the annotation of a GenBank genome assembly.
AUGAAAAUAGCCUAUGACUUCAUGUGUGAUGGCGAUCCAGCACAUAUGUCUAACCAAAACAUCAGCACCUCCCCGACAAGAUAUGUCAAGGAAACCAAAACCAAGACCAUCUCAGCGUUAGUUGGCCCUACCGAGUCUGGAAGCGCAGUGCUAGUAGGAAGUCUUCUUCAGGUUUCUGACAUUCCCGUCAUCAGCCCGAGUGUAACCAGCGAUGAAUUGAGUUCACAAAUGUACAAAAACUUUUUCAGAACAGUUCCACCAGACAACUGGCAGGCAAAGGUCAUGGCAGACAUCAUAGAGCUCUUUAACUGGACAUACGUGGCGGCUGUCGGGUUAGAUGAUUCUUAUGGACAUAACGGUAUUUCGGCCCUGGAAAAAGAAUCAUUCAACCGUAAAACAUUUUGCAUUGCUUUUUCUGAGUAUAUUCCACGGCUAGGUUAUUGGAAUAAAACCAAGCAAACUGUUUUCAAGAUUAAAAGGAGGUCUGAAGUCUCAGUGAUCAUUGUUUGGCUUUCUGGCGCUUACGGAAGAGCAUUUUUUGCAGAAGCAACCACUCAAAAUCUUGAAGGAAAGACUUGGAUACUUAGUGACGCACUGACCGCGCGGGGAAAUUAUCUUGACUCUCACCCCACAAUACUAAACGGCUCUUUGGGAAUAAAGCCACAUGACUAUUCCGUUCUCGAAUUUGAAGAGCACCUUAAGAUGAUCACCCCUGGAAAAAGCAUUGAAAGAGGCGCACACUGGUGGGAAGAGUUCUGGAGAUUACAUUUCAACUGUUCAGCCACAAACUCCAAUGAACAGUCUGGGGUCGCACUUUGCGAAGCAAAUCUGACGUUACACCAUGCGCUACAAAAGAUACGCGGCUCUUUUGUUUCUUACACAAUUGACGCUGUAUAUGCUAUUGCACAUGCCCUAGAUAACAUUUACCGCUGUUCUCGUACUAUACAUGGUGCUGGUAAAAGAGGAAAGUGUCCUCCAGUCAAGCCGGCCGUCAAGGGACGUGAUCUGGAGAAAUAUCUCAGAAAUAUCAGUUUUGACGGGUUGACUGGGAAGGUGCGAUUUGACAAGUUUGGAGAUCCUUUAACUGCUUCAUACGACAUCAUAAACUUUCAGCUUGACUCAACCACAGGUAGGACUCUCAAAUAUAUUCGGGUCGGAUCUUGGAACAAAAAUAGCACGCCUAAACUCAAGAUAGAUUUGUCCAGGCUACGAUGGAGAACUCUCUACACCCCGUUAUCCUUUUGUUCAUCAGAAUGUUUGCCAGGUACCAGGAGGGAAUUCAACUCGCCAUGUUGCUGGGACUGCAUAAAGUGCCCAAAGGGAACUGUCAGUACUGAAAACGGAUCCACCAAUUGCACAAAAUGUGACUUGGAGACAAAAUCAAACGAAGAGCAAAACAAGUGUGAAAAAUUACCGAUCAUUAACAUCACGCAUACAACCCCCGCUGGAAUCGCGAUAACCUUGAUGGCUUUGAUCGGGGUUAUUCUCACGUUGUCAGUUUGCGGCAUUUACAUCAAGUUUUACAACAGCCCAAUCGUCAAGGCUUCUAACAGAGAGAUCUCUUUUUUGCUGCUCUUUGGCAUCUCAUCUCUCCACAUAUUAGCCGUCCUCGAACUUUCUGAACCCAGCCAUCCACUUUGCACCGCAGCAUCUUUCUGGCGUUAUUUUGCUCUUAAUCUUUGUAUCACGGUGCUCUUUCUGAAAACAAUGCGAAUGACAAGUGUUUUUGAGGUUGAUAAAGUAGCGCAGUUGUUUGCUCCCUGUUACAAAACCCUGACAAGGCAAAGUGUGUUCCUUUCUGUCAUGAAUUUAGCCUCCGUUUGUUUGUUGGUCCCCUGGAUGUUUUUGGACUCUCCGAAGCGUAAAAAGAUCAUUCGCUUUGAUGAGUACGUCUUCCUUGUGUGCAAACCCUUUGAAACAAACGCCGGCCUUGCAUUCUUCAUCUCGGUGUAUGCUUACACCUUAAUUGUGGCUUUCUUAUGUACGUAUUACGCUUUCAAAGCACGAGGAAUUCCCGAGAACUUUAACGAGACAAGAUACAUCGGCUUCUCUAUGUACAUUCUACUUUUGUCAUCGCUGGCAUAUUACCCUGUGGCGUUUGCUUUUGAGAGCUGGUACGUGACAAUUGUGUCUUGUACUACGACGUUAGUAACUUCGUUUGGUUUGUUGGGAUGCAUGUUCGGACCCAGAAUCUACAUUCUCUUUUUCCAAUCCCAGCAAAACACCAUCCAAAGUAUCAGGUCGCAGGUCAUGGAUUUCUCCUUUAGUAAUGUAACUGCAACAAGAGCUUUGCCUAGACAAAUUAAUGAAGAAGUACCUAACGCUGUGCUGGAUACCGAAAAUUAAAAACGACAGAUUGCAGAUUGCCAACCAGCUAUUCUUUCGACCAGUAACAGGGGAAAAUACUUUAAACGCCUCAAUCGACUCAGACUUUGCUAAACUGUUUUUUUCUGUAUAUAGUCCAGUCAACGUACUGAUAGACCUCUCACUAAUUGCAAAAGAAGUUUUUUCUUCAGUUUUGAAAUAAGAAAGCCUCUUUGAUAUACUUAUUAAAAGUCUAGGAAAAUUUAUGCAUGGGAAGACACUUAAAUUCAGUUCAAUUAUAACAGCCUGAAUCAGUUACAUGAAAAUGAGCCUGAAUUCUAUUUGCGAUAGAAAAAAAGCUAUUUCGACUUAUGAAUUAGAUUUUUCUGACUGGAACUUUGAGAAGCAAAUUUACAAAAGUUAAAAAAACGUGUUAGUGAUUUUAGACCUUCAAUCAUCUUCAUCUUCAUCUUCAUCUACAUCUUCAUCGAAAUCGAGUUGAAGUGCUGUAGCAUUGGUGCAACUAGUGCCUCGACAGUGUCCUCAGGCAACUGAACACUUUAGUGUUAUGUGAAAAUCAAGAGCCCAUCACAGUCAUAGGGUCCUGGUGAAAAUGAAAUAAUCAGCAUGUCCGAGCGUACGACAAAAACAGGAUUCGAACCUAUGACCUCCCAAACACGGCUGGAGGUGGGUCAUGAUAGGUACCAGUUUUCCAUCAUGCAAUCUCCACCCCCUUUCUUCAGCAGGUAUUUGUUCGUCUUCGUCCUUCCACUGGCUAAGUUGUUGGUGGUAGACUCUAAUACUGUCGUAUGAUGCAGCAGCAGCUUUGAGGCUGAAUCUGGGAGGUACCAGUAGACACCUUUUCACAAAAGCGACGAAAUCGCAGUACAUCAAGCAACUCCUUCUCCAGGCUUCCCAUUGUAAAGACCAACACGCUGGAAGACUGUCAAACACCUUGACGUGUUCACGAAAGUGGGUAUCUCUGACAAACCUCUUUAGUGGAAGACCUUUGCAAAUUCCAUACAACCCAGAGGUCGGAUCGCAUCCACUCAGUCUGAUAGCAUGGACAAAAAGAACAUGACGACAAAUCUCUUGGCCAAGCUUUUUCUUCACUGAUUUUAUAUUCCAGAAUCGACGCUUGGAAUUUGCUUUUGAUUCUGGUUGGAAAAAAGGUCUAAUAUAUCUAACUCUGCAUGAUAACAGAGCAGAAUAAGAAGAUCAGUGUCAUCCCCGUCCAGCACGGUGUCCAUUGUUCUUGAACUUCCCACAGCUUUGUCUACUAUGAGCAAAUCAGCAUCAGCUGUCCAGUGAUAAACUUGGCAAUUGGCCUGCUGAAGAUAACGACUAAGCAUAUUAAUGAAGGACUGUUUAUUGCUUUUGUUUGCCAGAAGCAAUCCUUCUUCAUUGUAAGUUUCAUGUCGUCAGUAAAUGUGACGGUUGCACCUACUUUCCCUCCUGCACACCUUUGUGACAUUCUCUUUGUGGAUGCCUUUGUGUAUCCAUCAAAGACAAUGAUCGCCUGCCCAUACUUCUGGUCCAUAUAAUUGCAGUACAAUGCACGGAUAUUCUGAUGGGUAGACCCUCGAGGCCAGGGGAUUCAGGAAUGAAUGAAUGAGUACACCACCAUCCCGAACGAAUUGGAGCUCUCCUUGAGAAACUGUGACAUCUGAGCUUUCCAAAGUAAGAGCCCAAAUAGCAUCAGCAAGAACUGGCUUGGGUGGUUGGAGCAACAUAAGUGAAGAAUCAAACACAGCAGGUAAAUAGCUGCAUAGUUCAGUUUUUGAACAUUGCUUCCAUCUCAUUCAAUGAUUUCAAAGCUACAAUUACACGCUGGAAUAGAAACUGCGGGUCUACUUGGAUCCUCUCUUCAUCAAUGUCAACCGAUGACUUUGUAGCAAGAGUCACAGCCUGAUUUCUUUGUUUGAAGGCAAACUCCGGGACAAACUUUCCAGUCAUUGACGCUAAGAUACCCUGUCCAAUAUCCCUAGAAUCAGCUACAUUUACAAUAUAAUUUGCAUGGACACCAUUCAUGAUGUUUCUUAGGCCUGGCUGAGCAGUGAAGGGAUUCUGCUCAGCUAAGGCAUUUAGCAGAGUUUGGGUAUCUUUCAUGUCACUGUUUUGUCUGCACUCUGAAAUGUCCACAUUUUGCUCGCUGGUACUGUAACAGAUUCCUGUGAGAUCCAGCAUAGCAGGAUUCAUCUCAGCACAGACUGGCACCAAAAGGAGCCAUAUCAGCCGCUGUUGCUCUGUCAUGCCUCUUCCUCUCUUUAAGACACCACUCGUCUUCAUGUUUCUCAUUAACACCUGCUCUAAAACAAGGUCUGUGGACAGCCCAGCCCAUUUUCUUUCAUUUCUUCGUACUACGUAGAAUCCAUCAAUUAGUUUCUGGUACACAACAGGGUGUUCACUCUCUAGACGGACCAAUGCAGGUACAACUGAGAGGUGUAAAGGUUGUGACCAGAAGCUGCCAAAUAGGAAAGAAUUUCAGAAAGAGCUUCAAGAUGCUGUACCCAGUAUCCAGUACGUUCUGUUUUGAUAAAUUUUCUUAGAAUCUCGACCAUGUCCAUGUACUACAAUCAGAGUUUAGCAUUGCGAUUGUCUUGAAGGGAUUCCUACUAUGAAGCAGUUUUCAUAUCGAAAAUACCAUUCACUGUGCAGAUUCAACUAUGUCUGCUUGCCACUAAAUUAUGUCCGUUUGUCAUUCGAUUGUCUGCUUGUCAUUCGAUUAUGUCUUCUUGUCAUUCAAUUAUGUUCGUCUGUCUGUCAGUUAUGUCUUCUUGUCAUUCAAUUGCUAUAUCUCAUCAUGCCUGCUUGACAUUCAGUUAUGUUCGUAAUAUCAUAGGUGACGAAUUACUCCUUAAUUUUGGCGCGAAAUUUCAGCGAUAAUUUGUAAUUUCACAUGUGAAAUUGCAAAAUUGCCAUGGCAACCUAAUUCCGUACGUCUCAGUGUCAAGAUGGCGACGAAGUUUUAAAUCAAUGAAUGAAGAUACCAGGGCAUAAAAAGACGCUUUAGAAAACCUGAACACACGAAAGAGCACAUCAAGAAGGAUUGUAACAGGUAUUUUGUCGAAAACGUCUGAACUUAAGCCAAAUUUAAACUCUAAACGUUCGAGCGAGUGGAGUUCUCGAUCGAUACGAUCCAGGAUAAACAUGUCAAACAUUCAAGAUUGCUAACGUAAUUCGUCACCCUAGAUAUAAUAGGUAAUCAAAUGGUAUACUAUUGAAAUUAGGGAAUAAUUUAAAUUGCGUUUUGUCCAAAUAAGGAUUUGGACAAAACGCGCGUGAAAUUAUUCUCUAAUUUCACUCGUCACCAUUUGAUUACACAUACAUAUUAUCUUUCAAUUACUACUUUUUGUCAUUAAAUUAUCCCUGGUCAUUUAGUCAUUUGAUACGUCUUUAAUUAUAACUGUUUGUCACACAAUUUCUUACUUUAUAAACUUCAUUGAAUUACGGCUUGUUGCGAUUCAAUUAUUCAAUAUCGAUUUAAUAUCGAUUUACCGCUUGUACCUGAGCUCGCAAAAGCACCGCUGAAGAUUACUGACUGACGUCUUCGUACAGGCUUCUUUGCGCCAUUCUUGCACGAGGUUUGAAAACGGCGUCGAAGGAAAUUCAAGAUCUGAGCGAGUCCGACGGAAAAGGAGAAAAUUAUCAACGAGCAUUAACAUUGUUGAAUGAAGCGGUGGUUAUCCUGAGGUCACCAUGCACGUUGACAGAUCAUCCGCAACAGCUUCCAGUGCAACGAACUGUAGGCUCAGUUCAAGUUCCUGCCACUCCUGUAAGGGGAGAAUUACAAGAAAUGGCGCGUCUUUUUCCGUUUUACAGUCAGGGCGCAUCUGUCGGUAAAUUUAGUUCCCGUCAACUCUUUAAGCGAUUUCGACCAAGUCAAGCUGGGCCCCAAAAAGGUUUUAAACUAAAGGAAACCUGGACUCAAACGUUCAUCUGCCUGUGUGAAUCAGACCAGUUGGUAGUGCCUUCAAGAGAGUAGAAAGUAAUUUUAAGAGAAGCAGGUCUCGGCGAAAAAAGAAUUACAUUCGAUAAGUACGGACGCUACCAACAGUUGCAGUCUUAAUUGAAUGACAAGAAGACAUGCAUGGUGACCUCAGGAUAUCCACCGCUUCAUUCAACAAUGUUAAUACCCGUUGAUAAAUUUCCCCUUUUCCGUCGAAAUCGCUCACAUCUUGAAUUUCCUUCGACGCCAUUUUCAAACCUCGUGCAAGAAAGGCAAAGAAGCCCGCGCGAAGAUGUCAGUCAGUAAUCAGCGGUGCUUUGGGGGGCUCAGACAUAAGCGGUCAAUCGAUAUUGAGUCGAUAUUGAAUAAUUGAAUCGCAACAAGCCCUAAUUUAAUGAAGUUCCAGAUUGCUUGUUAGCUUAAUUGGUAGAGCGCUGCACCGUUAUCGCGGAAGUCACAGAAGGGUUCGAAUCCCGUACAAGCCUGAAUUUUUUUUUUCAAACUUUCUUUUCGCAACUGCAUAAGUUGCGUAUGUAACUGUGAUGAUCUUCCUUCAAUUAAUUAGAAGUUCAUGAAGUAAGAAACUGCGUGACAAACAGUUUUAAUUAAAUGACUAAAUGACCAGGGAUAAUUUGAAAGACAAACGUACAUAAUUGAAUGACAAACAGAUAUAAUUAAAUGACAAGCAGACAUAAUUGAAUCUGCACAGUGAAUAGUAUUUUAAAUAUGAAAACUGCUUCAUAUCCUACUGCUAUUAGAGCAGAUGUUUGAUCUUACUGAUUGCACUGGCCGAAAUGACUUUUUCCACUGAUUUCUUUCUAACCAUUAAAUUGAUCUUCGUACAGAACACGAGCUUCCUGAAGCUUUAAAGCAGGUGUACCUUGCAUUGUCUCCUCUGCAGCUAUUGCAUCAUUCACGCCAGGGGCAUUAGCUUCUACUUCAAGAUCAGGAAUGAACACUCCUAGGGCUUUAGAAAGGAUAAGGGUAUUAAGAGCUGCAUCAACGACCUUGCGAUUGCUUUCGCAGUAAGAAUGCGCUCAACUGCAGGUGGUGCAUAAAUCAAUUCCAGAAGUUUCUUUAGCCCAGAUUCUUUCAUUAGGUGCCCAAUGCUACCAAGGAAACUCAUCUCCGUGUGAAAACUUCCAAGACGGAGAACUACCUGACGGAGACCACUAUUCGGAGGCUCAGACUCUAUAAUCAUCAACACCUUCCAUAAUACCUUCUAUAAUCAUCAACACCUGCCAACACAGUGGCUGAUCAAAGGUAAUGAGGUCUACAUGUGGCGUUACUUGAGCUCAUGUUUAUCAUUAGAAGAAAGACUACCGAUGAUUGACUAGGAAACUGCCUCGAUGAGCGAAUUGCAUCAUGACAGACCAGAUCGGUCUUGAUACACUAAACGGGAGUGAUGUUUUCCAAAGUACGUCUGGAUUAGUUAAAAUUAUGUAAUGUUAUUAUCAGUUCCCUAAAAGAAAAAAAAAAUUCUUUCUUACUCAGAAGACUUACAUGUACAAUAGUGAAGCAGAAAACAACGAUACUUUUUAAAUAAAAUUAUACUUAUCCACUUUGCUUCAUUAAAACAUGUUUAAGUGUGUUUCUUGUUAUUUUAUAGUUUUCUUUUAACAAGAUUUCAACAAAGAAGCUGAAAUUUGAUUCUGACCUACUCAGAACAAAUCCAUCAUGGAGGCCGCCAUAUUUAAUAUGAAAAUUGAGCCUGCAGUGCAGCCUACCAGCGGUACUCAUUUUAAGCCUUGUUGGUUCACCUAAACAAACUUCCACAUGAAUCAAACCACUUCUUUUGUUUAGUUUUAACCGUUAAAAGAGCGAAAGGUAGUUUCUUUAUUAUGAGCCUCGCUUUCAUAUUGAAAGAUUUCUUUCUGACUUUUAUCACUUUACCACUAUCUUCUUGCUCUAGACUUUUACUAUGUUAGAGAGGGAACCUUACCUUUUACAAAACGGCAAAAAUCAGUUCUGUUGCCAAAAAUCAUACAUUCCCUACCUCUAUAACACCGAAACCUCUGUAAAGCGGAUACUUGGUUCUGUCCCUUUGGUGUCUUUGUUAAGAAGUUUGACUGUAGUGUGAACAUAGCCUCACACAAUCAGCUGUCAUUCCAAUAAAGCUCAGUGUCCCUAAAGGCACGUUCUACUAGAGUUAAACCUCUCCACAACGGCCACCUUAGGGACAGAAGAAAGUAGCCAUUGUAGAGAGGUUUAAACAAGAGUCAAUGUAUGGACUGUCGGACAAAAAAUUGGCCGUUGUAGGGAGGUGGUCGUUACUGGAGGUUGGACUGUGUUCAUAAUCCAACCUUUGUGUUUACGUGAAGGUUUAAGUAUGUUCAUAAAAAUGCUCCAGAUUUGUUGAGGAAUUAUUUUAUCAAGUGAUCACUAGGAGUAAAGGUUUAAUUCCUAAGGUACGUACAGAAUCUGCAAAGAAAGGCUGCAAUUUCAUACUGUAAUCCAAGCUUUUAGUAAUUUGCCACCUCAUUUGAAAGCUAGUAAUUAAAAAGUUAGAGGUUUUUAAAACGAAGUUUAUAUUGUUUUCAGUUUUUAUUGUGAGACAUUAAACAUUUCGUUCAGAUUUACUGAUUGCUGUGACCUGCAUUAGGAGUAAACUCCACGAACGGCAACCUUCUCUACAAUGGCCACCUUUCUACAACCACCGCUUUCUUCUGUCACCGAGGUGGUCAUUGUGGAGAGGUUCAACUGUAUACAUAUUUCACAGGAUAAAUUUAAAUUAAUACAUCGAAGGGGACCGAAACAUAUGAGAAGGAACAUUUAAAGUAAAGUAAAGUAAAGUAUUUUCUUGUAAUAUAAACUUGCAAUAUCAAAGACAAACUCUUUGGUGAGAAUUUUCGUGAAUAAUCUAACUAAAACCACAUCUAAAAACUUGCCUGAUCUGGCUUGGCUAAACAGGUUUUAAUAUUUUUCCGAGAAAUAAAAUGACAAACUCCUGCUAGCUGGUUCUUAAACCACUUGGUUAUUACUGUAUUCGACGAAUUAACACCCGGGCACCUGCUGAUAUGCUUAAAAUACUCAAUGAAAAAUUUCAAAAAUCUUUUCUUUCCCUUCACCAUAAGAUAAAAGUCUUCUUUAUACACUGUGCAUGCGAAUAAAAAGCAGUGUUCACAAUACUUGUGGGAGGACUGCUCCAAAUUAUCUGAUAAAAUGAGUCCAAGAGAGCCACUGAGCUUCACAAUGAUUAUUAAAAUUUGAACAAAAGGUUGGCCUCCCGGCUGGCAGUUUCCAAGGCAUACUAUAUAUUUAACAAAACCGUCCCACUGCACAACAUAUGGUAUUUCUCCUUCGUAAGCUCACAUAUAUUUACUGCGGCUUGCGGAGUGAAUCUCCUCUGGAGCUAUAGUUCUUACAUUUGUUCGGAGCGCGCCUUCUUGAUCGAUAGCGAGGGACUUUUUUAUCAUCUCAGAGCAAUCUGCCAAUAAAACAUCGUUCUGAAUCACAUUCAUAUGAAUCAGAUACCAAAUAAGUUAAGUAAAACAUUUUUCACUCUGAAAACGAUGCAAGGAGCCAGUCAUUAGUCUUUAAGACUAGUCUGCUACAUCACAACAAGAAAAUAAAUUAUGUGGUAAAAGGUAAAAACACGUCACUAAAAUCUCACGGGCCUUAUGUUGCGUAUCACGAAAAAAGGCAGGCGGUUUUUGCGAGUUUUCAAUCAACGAUGUCCACUCCGAGAACGCAAGUAUCUAAUUUAGCCCGAAUUGUAUAUAUUUGAACCUUUUACAAAGUGAGAAAUGAAGCAAAACAUUUUCGUCGUAGGAGCACUUUAAAUGGUAAAUGACUUAUCCGAUCACCGAGUGUCAAAGUAGUCAAAAUUUCCAGUAAAACUACCAAUGGUUUCACUCAAUGAGAAGAUUACCAAAAAAUAAAUGGUUUAUUUAAAUUUGAAAUGGACCCACGCAAAAACAGAUGGUAUAGUAAAACAACAAUCGUUUUAUUACUUCUCCUGACAUCGCCCAAGUUGAUUAUUUUGCGUUGAAUACGAAAAAUAUAUAAGUGAAACUAAAAAAGAACAGGUUUUGUCACUAAUUUGGCGCAAGAUUAAGAGAGCGAAGAACCGUUCCCAGCAUACUGAAUGUGAUUCAUGUAUCGGUAAGGUUACUACUAGUACUAGUUCCCUUUUGCACUAAAUUCCUCCUCAGAAAUUUUCUGUCUUAAAAUCAGAAGACACCUUGUGAAUAUGACAAUAUUUUUUAGCUUAUUGACCUUUCUGGAUAUGAAUGGAAAGGACUCUAAACUCAACAAUUCGGUUUUUUCUCUAACCUCCAAUAACAAAAGGAUUCUUUUUGGUCAUUUUGAAAAUGACAAUAGAAGUUAAUAUAUUACUGUUUCUUCCGUGUGCCAUUUUGAGUCAGAAUGUUCACAAACACCUUAUCACUCAAUUUUAAUGUUUCCUCUACGGCUUUGACUUUAAGGCUUUUCGAAUGAUAAACCAUUUACACCGUUCGAGUAACAAAAUUGUCAAAGUUACUACUACAAACAUUCAUAACUUUAUUUAACUUCAGAUUUUAGAGUAUCCUAAAGGCUAGUAUCUCCGUUGAGUGACACAUACAACAUCACACAUAAAAAUCAUAUUUACAUGAAACCCCAAACCAUUGGUAACAGUAAACGUCUAAUUUAUGAAACUAUGAGAAACAAGUAAACGUCUAAGUUCCUUCAGACUAAUGGUUCUCCUAAAAGAAUCGCGAGGCAAGUACCAAUAUUUCGCUGCGGCAUCCCGGGGAGGGUACUUGGGUUAAUUUUUGCGGCAUGAUAGGUACAUGUGCCGCUGGCCUCUCAGAGCCCCUACCCCACUAUAGUCUAUUCUGUGGCCAAUUUUAGACCCACCUUAGUCACUUGUGGAGAAAAUAUGUUAUUUUCGCAAUACCAACUUAGUCACUUUCUAUUUUUAUGAAUUGACCCAUUUUUUAGAUUGAAUGAAGAACACUUUACUUUUCUUCUACAAUACAAACAUUCUGGUGCGUUUGCUUACCGUAAAUAUGAAGAACUGUCUUACACCAAAAAAUCCGAAAGUGUGCGACACCAUUCUAGCAAUUCUAUUGAAAAUGCGACCCCAUCCAGCGGCACCUCUCCAUUAGCCUCUUAUAAGGAAGACGAGUUAAGGAGUUAAGGCUAUAUGUAGGUGUUUGGGGUUUGGCCAGACGAACACAUUCAUACCUCUUAAGUUAUAUUCAGUCGUGUUAGCUAUAUUCAGCUCUAGUAAAGUAUCAUAGUCACAGUUACUGAAACGUUUGAUGCCACCUUUUUCCUCCAGUAAAGGGUAAACGUCGAUCAUCCUCAGCAAGGUGAAAACCACAUUCGGACACUCCCUCCUUUCAAUUCACGAAAUAUUAUUCACAAUAAAAUAAGACUAAGCAAGGGUAUAUGUUAAUCAUGUUGUUAAGGCUAUAUCCAAAUUCCUUUGAUACUUCCUUUUCCGUUUGUUAAACAUGAGCGAAAAAGACAAAACGGCCUAAAGAGAAUAAUUAGAUACUUUCCACUUCUUUUUGUGUGUCUGGCUAUCUCCAGCGGGCGUGGGAAAUAUUUUAGGGGAAUCAUGUUAGCAUGUCCAAAUGUCUAUCAAUAUGAUUCUCCUCCAGGGUACUGCACAGCAUAUAAAGACGAUGACUUGGAUGAGAAGUAUAGUGUUCUCCAGCCUCUUAAGACUAUUUCUGUUUAUAUCCCCAUUUAUUCCACAAACAUCCUGCAACCACGAUUUUAGAGCUUACAAGGAUGGCGACGUAAUAGUCGGGGGUCUGCUCAGCAUACGCUUACCAGAGGGUGCUGAUCACUGCGGUAAUCUUUUCACAACUGGACUGGGGCAUGUAGAAGCUAUAAUAUACGCUAUUGAAAGCAUAAACAAGAAUCCCGUUCUUCUUCCGAACGUGACGCUCGGAUAUGACAUACGAAACUACUGUUUUAGCACGAACAUAGCUGUGAAAAUAGCCUAUGACUUCAUGCAAGAUGAUUCUGCAACGGACAAUACCAUGCAAAACGGAUCCAAGCCGAUCUCAGUGCUUAUUGGUCCUGACACUUCCGCCAGCGCAGUGCUGGUUGGAAGCUUUCUUCAAGUCGUUGAUAUUCCUGCCAUCAGCUCAACUGCCACAAGCGUAGACUUGAGUUCAAAAUUGCACGAAAACUUCUUCAGAACAGUUCCACCUGACAUCUGA